Molecule: messenger RNA, 1489 nt
Organism: Nelumbo nucifera (sacred lotus)
Lineage: Eukaryota; Viridiplantae; Streptophyta; Magnoliopsida; Proteales; Nelumbonaceae
Product: putative N-acetyltransferase HLS1-like
Molecular function (GO): acyltransferase activity, transferring groups other than amino-acyl groups
Source: RefSeq, a predicted model, not a curated record
UUUGAACUCCCUUCAUGUCUCCCUCCCCUUGAAAAUUAAUCUCUCUCAAGCUGCUGCUGCUGCUUCUUCUUCUUCUUCUUUUUCUUCUUCUUUCUCUCUCUUCUAAACAGAGAAUAUGAACACCCACAUAGAGAAUCAAGUUCUUAUAAGGGAAUUCAAUGAAGAUAUGGAUACUGAAGUGGUGGAGAGGCUUGAGAGGAACUGUGAUUUUGGAUCUAGAGAAGGGAUCUCCAUAUUCACUAAUAUGAUGGGUGAUCCGUUGUGUAGGAUAAGGCUCUACCCAACUCAUGUUAUGAUGGUAGCUGAGCUUGUUGCCAACGGGAAGCUUGUCGGAGUCGUUCGAGGAUGCAUGAAGCAUGUAGGGACUGGCUUUGGGGAAAAACAUGUCAAGAUGGGUUACAUCCUGGGCCUUCGUGUAUCUCGUAAGCACAGGCGCAUGGGAAUAGGGUUGAAGCUGGUGAAAUCGAUUGAGGGUUGGGCUAUAACAAAUGGAGCACAGUACAUCUGGGUGGCCACAGAAGAGGACAACGUUGCAGCGACGAACCUCUUUGUUCUGAAAUGCAAUUACGUGAAACUAAGCUCGCUUGUCAUACUGGUUCAACCAAUAAGCUCUCAUGUUAAGGAUUCCCCUGGGGAUGUCACAAUAGAGAAGUUGAGCAUAGAUCAGGCGAUCUCCUUGUACAAAGACCGACUGGGAAGCAAAGGUUUCUACCCAGUAGACAUGGAUGCAAUCCUGAAAGAAAAGCGGAGCCUCGGCACAUGGGUGUCGUUCUUCAACGAGGAGGACUGGGUUGGUUUACGUAGCAAAGAAAGCAGUGAGGACUUCACCAGUAGAACUCCGAGCUCCUGGGCCAUUCUCAGCAUUUGGAACACUUCUGAGGCUUAUAAGCUUCAAAUAAGGAGGCCAUAUCCAUUCAGGUGUCUCCACGCCACUCUCAGCCAAGCGAGAGCCAAAGUUUUCCCUUGCCUUCGGAUAUCAUUCUGUGAUCUGCUCCACAAACCUUUUGGCUUUCUCUUCCUUUACGGGAUUCAUGGUGAGGGGGAGAGACUCGGGGAGCUUAUGAAAUCUCUGUGGUGCUUUGCUUCUAAUAUGGCUGGAAGUAUGAAGGAUUGCAAAGUGAUUAUUACAGAGCUGGGGAACUGCGAUACUCUCGUUGGCCAUGUCCCCAGAGGGGCCUCUAUGUCAUCCAUUAACGAUGUUUGGUACCUAAAGAGAGUGAAUGAUCCCAGCGAAGAAGACGACCAGUGGACGACAACACAACCUUCUGGGCAUUUGUUCGUUGAUCCAAGAGACUUCUAGCUAGUGUUGGAUCGAUGAUAUGAGCCAGCUGCUACCCUAGCUAAUUAAAGCUUGGUAUUAUUAUGUAUUAACAUUGUUUCAGAGGAUGAGUUUAGCUCGUAUGCUUCAGUUCAGUCACCUUAUCCUGGCUACUGUAAACCCAUGUUUCUAGCUAAUAAAUUCAUCAGGUGAUGAGAGAGAUUGGGAUUA